AUGGAAUCACCACUCACCUACUCUCCAGUACAGAGCACCCAUUCCGGCCUUCCGUCGAGGUCUCGGAGCAGCACAAAACUUGGCGACGAUGUCACUUCAUUGACUUCCUUCAAUCCAUUCUCAGAAGAGGACGAAAACGAUUAUUCAUCCUAUGCUCUUGUGACUUCUUUGUUUUCACGCAUGAAGAAUAGUUUCGCCGCGCCAUUGACAUCUUCCACUCUCACACCGCCUCCCAAUGGCACUCUUGGAGCCCUUACAGGCGAACAGAGGCGUCCAUCCGCGACCGCCGUAAACAUAUCUACCUUUUCUUCUCGGUCCCCUGCACCUGAACGUCCGUCAUCAUUGACAGUCGUGCCAUCCAAGACUGCACCACCCCUCGUAUCCUUAACACCAGUCGUAUCAGAUCCGCCAUCCUUUGGUAUAGAAUUAGACCGCUCGCCUUCACGUAGUGGCCAAUAUACUCCUGUAUACGAGACUCAAGACGGUGGUCUCUUUGGCACCGCCAUCCCUGGUUUCCCCAUUCAGGAUGAUGCCCGUAGCAUACGCACUACUGCUUCAGUAAAUCGGUCUGCCUCUGUAUCCAAAGUCAUACGUCGCAUUCGUGGUGAAGGUCUCUCUCGCGAUUAUUGGAUGGAAGACUCCAAUGCAAAGGAGUGUUAUGAUUGCAAAAGCGUCUUUACAACAUGGCGACGCAAACAUCAUUGUCGUAUAUGUGGCCAAAUAUUCUGCUCGCAUUGUGCAUCCAAUAUUAUCAAGGGUUCGAGGUUUGGUCAUGACGGCAUGGUCCGAGUGUGCAAUCUCUGUCUCGAGAAACUUGCAAAAGUUGAAGAUGAAGAUGACGACGACAGGCGUUCUGUUGCCUCUUCUACAGCCUCUCCAUUCCCUGCUCACCAGUUUGGCGGCGAUUCAUUCGCGCUCAGUCUCGGUCACCAUCCGCAAUCCCCAUUCGCCGCGUCGCAGCUCUUCGGAAGGACGGACGAACCGUUCAAUCUGUAUUCUAUUGCUGAGACAAAGAGACUGAUAUCCGACAAUGACUCCGUGUCUACCGCUCUCGGCGAGUGGGAGCCUGUCCGCGAGAGUACAGCACCCUUUCGGCGGAACCUCUCAGAAGACGAGAAGGAUCCUCCUUCAAUAUCCAACUUCAGCAAAAAUACCGCACAGACUGCUGUGGCUCCUCGGUCAAAGACCCCAGUUGACUUUCCAGUCACAGUACCAAUCAAUGUCGAGGGCACAAUGAGCUCAAUUCAAUUUCCAUUGAGCUCUCCGGACCAACACGGGCCAGACAGUCCUGGGAAUUACAAUACUAUGCGCUCCAGAUUCAAUAGCUUUGGCGAUUUUGAUGCGGCCACGCCCUUUAUCAGGAGCCGAGCGCAUAGUCGGCUCGAUAGCUUCCCUACUAUUGAAGGUUGGCGCACGAGGCGAGAUUCUACCGCCUAUGCCCAGGAGCUUAACCUAAUUUCCAUGUUCCAUCUUCGCGUCAUGCUGCGGCAAAUGCUCACGACCGAGCAGAUUCCGAACAUCAAGGAAUGGGAAGAAGCUCUGCUCAGACUUGCCCUUCGUGUCGCUAAAGAACUCACCUUCACUGCCCUUCCAUACCACCAGGGUGAAGAUAUGGAUGUCCGACGAUAUGUCAAGAUCAAAAAAAUCCCCGGUGGAGCACCAAGCGACUCGGAAUACGUUGAUGGUGCCGUCAUAACCAAGAAUGUUGCCCAUAAGCAAAUGUCACGCAUGCAACGUAAUCCGCGUGUCAUGCUUGUAACCUUUCCACUUGAGUUUCAUCGGGUCGAGGGUCAAUAUGUCCACUUUGGUCAGAUUCUUAGGCAGGAAAAGGAGUAUCUCGGAAACUUGGCGAGCAGGAUCGCGGCGCUCAGGCCACACGUGGUGUUGGUGGAAAAGUCAGUGAGUAGAAUUGCGCUCGAAGGGCUUGCGAAGCAUAAUAUCGCCGUCGCUCGCGCUGUAAAGCCCACCGCGAUCCAAUUCGUGGCUCGGAUGACUCAGGGGGAUGUCUUUUCGUCGAUCGACAAGCUUGCUCUAGAGCCUCGAUUAGGUCAUUGUGCGCGGUUUCGUGUGCAGACUUUUGACCACCCUCUGAUCCCAGGGCAACGGAAGACGUAUAUGCGGUUUGAGGGAUGCAGCCGUGAGUUGGGGUGCACCAUCAUCCUGAGAGGAGGGGAUGUAGAUACGCUCAAGAGGGUGAAGAAAGUGACCAGAUUCUUGAUGUUUGUCGUGAGGAACUUGAAGUUGGAGACCCACCUGUGGAAGGACUCCGUGAUCACGCUCCCUAGCCUGAGUGCAGAGGCUGUACCGGCAGGUGUGGUUACAAAGCGGUGUGCAGAAGGAUCCGGCACAGUAUCGAACCCUGGUGGUCUUGUGCCUGCAUCCGUAUCCCUGGUGCAUCUAGUGACACCAGAGGAUAAGGAGCGGCAAAAGGCGGAGGAGGCGGAGAUCAAAGAAGCUGAAGAUGAUCUUCCGGAUGCUGACGCCGAGCGCCUUCGUCUUUCGAAACGGAUUCAGCAGUCACUAGAGCCGUACACCAAGACGUUCAUAUCCGUUUCUGCUACUCUGCGCUUUCCUCCCCCUCAGCCUAUCAGGAGGAUGAAGGAAUUGGAUGACGAGUUCACUCGUGUGCAACGCGCUUGGGAAGACGAGAUUGUGCGAAGAGAGGAAAAGGCCCCUGUUACAAGUGAUUGUAAGGCCCCUUCGGGAACCCCCACGCCUGCAAGUGAAGCAGCUACUAUGUCCAGAAUCGAACCAGAUAUGGACGAUGUAAAAGCCCAAAUUGAAGCACUCCCACUCCCUGAUCUUCCGAAAACGCCAACUUCUGGUCUGUCUGAACUCGGCGAGGAACCCGCUGGUUACUUCGAGCCUCAGCCAGGUACAUUGCAUGUCCUUGGGGGGUCACAGUUCUUCCAUUCCCCCCGCCUUAUCGAUCCCGGUGAGAAAGAGCAUACGAUUACCCUCAAGACCGCUGCAGACAUUGCGCUGGAGAGCCAGUUCGGUAUGGUGAAGUAUCGUCAUGAAGAGCAACGACGUAUAUGGGAAUGGUACCUCCGCAAGAACGCUGACGAUUUCGUGAUUGACCAGUACCAAUGCAUCAGCCUUUGGGAAUACACCGUUCCGAUCGAAGAAUUUGGUCUUCAUCGCGCCUGUUUCGCUCCUGGAUUGAAGUAUAUCAAGUUCUAUGGCGAGAACGAUUGCACGCUGGGUCAGUUCAUUGAGAAGAGCGUUAACGAGACGCUGGUCCAGUUCCUUGACCCGAAAGCGAUUUGCACUGGGAAAGGAUGCAAUCAGCCACUUGCGAGGCAUUGCAAGGUCUAUGUGCAUAAUGAAACUAGACUUGCAGUUGCUGUUGAGCAGUGGGAUGGACAGAUCAAGGCCAAGGGUCCGCAUCUCUACCCGUCUCCGGAAACUAUCACGACUUGGAGCGCUUGUCGGGUGUGUGGCUCAGCGACGCCAUUUAUUCCCAUCUCCGAAGAGAUGCAGCGGUACUCAUUUGCGAAGUUCUUGGAAUUGCACUUCUACCCCGCAGACGUACAGCUUGUCCAAGGUGCUGGCUGCCAACAUAAUAUCUACCAGCACCACAUUCGGUACUUCGCGAAGAAGGGAAUGACGGUGCGAUUCCAAGCAGAUCCUGUGAUCCUCCAUGAGGUUGUCUACCCUGCUAUGCGCAUUCGCAUCCGUCCGGAAUCGCAGCUGGAGCUCAAGAAUGCGGAUUACGAACGGCUGCACCGUCGGAAUACUACCUGGUACACUGCUCUUGUCGAUGAUCUCAAGCUCAUCAGCAUUGAUGCAGCGACUGGCGAUGAGGAGCAGGACGCAAAACUCCUCGCUGAUAUCAAUAACCUGAUUACACGUGCUGAAAAUGAGAGAGAGGAGAUUGCUCAGUUGAUCAACAAGAUCUACAAAGAGUCAGCUCCGACUGACACGCUCGCCUUGAAUCAAGUUCGAUCCUUUCGACAGGACAAGAUCGUAGCAUGGCAGCAGGACUUUGACAAACUCCCGAAGCCGAGGGGCAUUCAGACUCUGGACAGGAACGCGCGGAGGGUAUCUGCUGCUCUUGGGUCUGUAAGGGCGAUGUGGCCGAAGAAAUCUGAUCCUGCGAGUCCUAGUGAAUCUCAUCAGCCCUUUUCCAGCGUUUCGGAGGCGGAAGAGGGCGCCUUAACUCGUAGGCGGGUUACUGGAGGAUCCUUUGUUUCGUCUGCGUCAGAGGCUUCAGAGGCUGAGCUUGAAACUGUUGCAGAGAAGACAGCGACGGCCUCUUCUGAUACCGAAGCACCUCCUUCAGUUAUUGAGCCUGACGUGGCUACUGAACAGAAAUCGGACGCUGAGAGUGAUUCAACUAUUGGUGCAUCUAAAGAUGAUGGGGCACUCUCAGACCAAGGUGCAACAUCAACAACACAAGCGGAGCAAAGUGAAUCACGCGUUGGACGUGUUGUCACAAGAGCAUCAAGGCUGCCUCGACGGCCGCAAGCUCACCCUAGUGUUGCAGAGCUGGUAGCUCGGUACCAGGAGUACCUACCCCCGCAGGGUGUUGAGGAGCUUGCGAAGACCGCUCUGGCUCCAUUUCCUCCAGUGUCCGAAAGUGAACAGGAAUAUCCUGCGCAGCCACCGCUUCAAAGGUCUACUAUACGCAGGCACAGAGAGCCCGUCAAGAAGCCCUCGGUGUCCGACUUUGAGUCCAGCUAUGCAGCGAAUAUAGCCUCGAGGCACCUCAACCGUCGCUCCUUGGGCACUCAAAAUUCACGUAUGCCUGGACCUGUUGGGUCUUCCUUCGAGUCUUCAACUGCAUCUCGACGGCCUUCGCCAGAUAAACGUGGGUCGAGACCUCUCCACGGCGAUCCGACGUCAUCGCCGCCGCACACAUCCAAACCGCUUCCUGCCGGUGGUGGUCGCACCUUGCGACGGAAGCCAUCUGCCCGAGCCAUCCAAAAAGACAAAGCACCCUCUCGUCCCACCUCAGUCGUACCUAUCACUAAGCCUCAGUUCAGACGGCCACCUCAAGGUGCUGGAAGCAAGGUCUCUAACAUUGCACGACACUUUGAGCGCAUAAAUCGGGAUACGGAGCGAGCAAACAGGCGUUAUGCAGUUAUCAGGGGUCGAAAGGCACGGCCAGUCGCUUCUGCUCGUGCUACGGUUGAGGUUUUGGAUAGUAUCAAAGAUGCGAUACAAGAUGAGUCAGAGAGCUCUGAUAGUUCUAGUGAAGCGGACGAUGAGGGCGGUGAUGAGGAUGAAGCACGAAAGCCGACAGAUAAAACCACAAUGGAUUCUUCGCCAGAGCAGUCUGUCACGCUUCCCACCGUCACUGUGCAGCAUGCUACAGAUACAUCAACUCCGGUACCUGCGGGCGAGCCUUCCCCGGCACCUUCAUCAUCGACGCCACCAUUUCCACCGCCAGCUCGGCAGCUCGAGCAAGUGGCAUCAUUUCCGCCAUCUCCCUUCCUCAAAUCUGAGAUCCCGAUAAAUCUCCCACCAACGCCGCCUCCGAUUUCGCUUGAUGAACCUGGGAGGAACUCGAUAUUCAAGCAGGCUUUUCAGGGACUGUCUCAGGGAUUGUUCUCGGCUCAGUUCCCUCCGCGCAGAUCGGAUCCAGAGGUUGAAGAUCCGUUGAAUGAUCCGGAACACAUUUUCCGUGAUUCUUCUAUGGUUGUAAGGACCGAUGAGCCUACAUCUAUCAUCGCAUUGGCGUUGAAUUCUCCUCAAUACCGAGAAAUAUUGGCCAAGUCUCGGGCCGAGAAAAGGACCGCACGGGAGCCGAAGCUGACUGAUGGAGGGGAAGCAUUCAUGCCCGAUGACCAUUCUGUCGCGGAGUCUUCCUCGACGUGGGGAGUGGUCAACGUGGAAACUGCGGAACCUGGUAACCCCGCGGAGGAGCUCAAAUCUGCGUCGACGAAAAUGCCUUGGGUAAUUACGUUUGAAAGUGGUGGUUUAACCAUCAGCUGUACUGUGUUAUUUCCAGAACAGUUCGAUGCUUUGCGCAGGACGCAUGACUGCGAGAAGAGUAUGGUUGAGUCGUUGGCAAGGUGUGUCAAGUGGGACGCCAAUGGAGGUAAGUCUGGCUCGGCGUUCUUGAAGACAAGAGACGAUCGUUUCAUUGCGAAAGAACUUUCGAGGGCAGAGCUUCAGACAAUGGAAACGUUCGGACCAGCAUACUUUGAAUAUAUGGCAUCUGCGAUCUAUGGCAACCGUCCCACUUUACUCGCCAAGGUGUUUGGGUGCUACAAAUUGACGUUCAAGAAGUCGAGAGAUAAGGGUUCGAGCAAGGCCAAACUGACACAUAUGAACCUCUUUGUGAUGGAGAACCUCUUUUACGAUCGUCGAUUUUCCCGGAUCUAUGAUCUCAAGGGGUCGACCCGUAAUCGACAUGUGCGAUCCACUGGACGAGAAAACGAAGUACUGCUAGAUGAAAACCUCGUUGAAACUGCUCAUCUCUCACCGUUUUAUCUCCGUGAACAUUCGAAGCGCAUACUGAGAGGGUCGUUGUAUAACGACACCAAGUUUUUGGAAGACAUAAAUGUCAUGGAUUAUUCACUUAUCGUCGGCGUUGAUGCUCAUACCCAUGAACUAGUGGUGGGUAUCGUUGACUACAUUCGCACCUACACUUGGGACAAAAAACUCGAGAGCUGGGUGAAGGAGUCUGCUUUCCUUGGUGGCGCUGGUAGAGGAGAACCCACCAUUGUUACGCCCAAGCAGUAUAGACAACGAUUCAUCAGCGCCAUGGACAGAUAUUUCCCCUUAGUCCCUGAUCGAUGGAUGAAGCAAAAAGACAUCCCAGAAGAAGACCCUUACAGUUUGAACAGUCUGGUUGAACUCUGGCCAGACUGGUGA
Messenger RNA from Suillus subaureus, 6825 nucleotides. RefSeq lists its product as uncharacterized. Gene Ontology annotation, biological process: phosphatidylinositol phosphate biosynthetic process. Gene Ontology annotation, cellular component: fungal-type vacuole membrane; endosome membrane. The transcript is spliced from 13 exons. The record is from RefSeq and is a predicted model, not a curated record. Lineage: Eukaryota; Fungi; Basidiomycota; Agaricomycetes; Boletales; Suillaceae. Gene Ontology annotation, molecular function: ATP binding; 1-phosphatidylinositol-3-phosphate 5-kinase activity; metal ion binding. Bases 1 to 6825 code for a protein of 2274 amino acids.